This is a messenger RNA of Heterocephalus glaber (naked mole-rat), 7711 nucleotides long. NCBI's taxonomy places the organism in Eukaryota, Metazoa, Chordata, Mammalia, Rodentia, Bathyergidae. The record is from RefSeq and is a predicted model, not a curated record.
AAAGGCAGGAAUGCAAAGUAGUGACAAGCGAAGGGGCUGAUAUAUGUCUCAGUAACGAGUCUGACAAUCAGAAUGUAGCUCUUGGAGAAUAGAUAGAUUUUAAUAAGUGUGUUUACAUGAGCUCAAGGUCAGAAGCAAGCUGCGCUAUGUUAAAUGGUUUCUUAGUUGCUAGACAGAGAGAAAAAAUGGACGAUCACACACCAUUCUUUGUAGAUUAUUAUAUCAAGGGUUCAGUCUCUGGCUCAUCAAAGCUAAAUGCCGCAAGACCUAUCUAGUUGCUGUGAAUUAUGCCAGGGCGACAAUGGAGAGCGUUUUUAAUGGUACAAUGCAUUUCACCUACCAGAUAGGGGGAGGCCGAGCCGGAGAUGGGGAUGUCUACUGGGGCUGGGUGAUGAGUAUCAAUGAACGGGGCGAUUCUGAAAAGAGGCUGAUGAAAAUCGAGCCUGCCCUGCCCGGGCUGGGCUGGGAACAGUUCUCAGGGCUCUGCCGAGUGGGCGAGCGAGGCGCGCGAGCAGGGCGCCCGUCCCCCCUCAGCCCCGGAAAAUGAUCAAGUCAAUCAUGUGGACAUGUUUCAUUAUUCAUUGAACACAAUCUUUUACAACGCUCCGUUUACGUGCCCGAGUUUGCUCCCGACGCCCGCGUUUCAAUGUUUAAGUUCCUGACCACCACGGCUUUAAGAAUAUUCUUCACCCAGGAGGGAGCUGCAUUGGUUUAAGACUUGUCUGGGAGCUGGGACGCCCCUCUGGCAAUCUGUCAGUGCCUGAACCAGCAGCCUCCUUCCUGGAGUAUUUUCUCACCAGACUGACAGUCCUUAAGACAAGUAUGCAGUUAAGCUGCUAAGGGAUGGAAGACGCGAGUCUGUGCCUUGGAGUGUCCUCGGCGGCCCCGGAAGCUGAGCCCCACCUGAGCAGCCCGGUCCUCAACGGCCAGUAUGCCAUGAGUCAGAAGCUGCACCAGAUCACCUCGCAGCUCAGCCAUGCCUUCCCCGAGCUGCACCCGCGGCCCAACCCCGAGGAGAAGACCCCCGCACCCCUGGAUGAGAAGGCCCACGUGCCCAUGAGUGGCCAGCCCAUGGGCAGUCAGAUGGCGCUGCUGGCUAACCAGCUGAGCCGCGACGUGGACACCAGCCUCAACGGGCGGGUGGACCUGCAGCAGUUCCUCAACGGGCAGAACUUGGGUAUCAUGUCCCAGAUGAGCGACAUUGAGGACGAUGCGCGCAAAAACCGGAAGUACCCCUGUCCUCUCUGUGGCAAGCGCUUCCGGUUUAACAGCAUCCUGUCCCUGCACAUGCGCACCCACACCGGAGAGAAGCCCUUCAAAUGUCCUUACUGCGACCACCGCGCGGCGCAGAAGGGCAACCUCAAGAUUCACCUGCGGACCCACAAGCUGGGCAACCUGGGGAAGGGGCGCGGGCGGGUGCGCGAGGAGAACCGCCUGCUGCACGAGCUGGAGGAGAGGGCCAUCUUGCGGGACAAGCAGAUGAAGAGCAGUCUGCUGCAGCCGCGGCCCGACCUGAAGCCCCCGCCGCACGUGCAGCAGGCGCCGCUGGCUGCCUGCAACCUGGCCCUGCCUGCCAACCACAGCGUGCCCGACGUGGCCAACCCAGUGCCCUCACCCAAGCCAGCCAAUGUUCAGGAGGACGCGGGGCCGCCAGCGGCGGGCUUCCGCUGCACCUUCUGCAAAGGCAAGUUCAAGAAACGGGAGGAGCUGGACCGCCACAUCCGCAUCCUGCACAAGCCCUAUAAGUGCACUCUGUGCGACUUCGCCGCGUCGCAGGAGGAGGAGCUCAUCAGCCACGUGGAGAAGGCUCACAUCACCGCAGAGUCGGCACAGGGCCAGGGCCCCAACAGUGGCGGGGAGCAGUCGGCCAACGAGUUCCGCUGCGAGGUGUGUGGCCAGGUGUUCAGCCAGGCGUGGUUCCUGAAGGGCCACAUGCGGAAGCACAAAGACUCCUUCGAGCACUGCUGCCAGAUCUGUGGCCGGCGCUUCAAAGAGCCCUGGUUCCUCAAGAACCACAUGAAGGUCCACCUCAACAAGCUGUCGGUGAAGAACAAGUCCCCCAGUGAGCCCGAGGUGCCUGUGCCCAUGGGCGGCAUGUCUCAGGAGGCCCAUGCCAACCUGUACUCCAGGUACCUGUCCUGCCUGCAGAGUGGCUUCAUAGCCCCAGAUAAAGCCAGCCUGAGCGAGCCUGGCCAGCUCUAUGGCAAGGGGGAGCUCCCCAUGAAGGAGAAAGAGGUGCUGGGAAAGCUGCUGUCACCCCUCUCCAGCAUGGCACACGGUGUCCCUGAGGGCGACAAGCACUCGCUCCUGGGAUGCCUCAACCUUGUGCCGCCGCUGAAAUCCAGCUGCAUUGAGCGGUUGCAGGCGGCUGCCAAAGCUGCAGAGAUGGACCCCGUGAACAGCUACCAGGCUUGGCAGCUGAUGGCCAGGGGCAUGGCCAUGGAACAUGGCUUCUUAUCUAAAGAGCAUCAGCUCCAGCGUAACCACGAAGACGUUUUGGCAAACGCUGGAGUUAUGUUUGAUAAGGAGAAGCGGGAGUACGUGUUACUGGGAGCAGAUGGCUCCAAGCAGAAAAUGCCUGCUGAUUUGGUUCACAGCACUAAAGUGGGCAAUCAGAGAGACCUGCCAAAUAAGCUCGACCCUUUAGAAGGCAGUCGGGAUUUUUUGUCACAUGGGCUGAACCAAACGCUCGAAUAUAACCUGCAGGGCCCCGGGAACAUGAAAGAAAAGCCUACCGAGUGCCCUGACUGUGGCCGCGUGUUCCGCACCUACCACCAGGUGGUUGUCCAUUCCCGAGUCCACAAGCGGGAGCGCCGGGGGGAUGAGGACGGGCUGCACGCAGGCCUGGAUGAGCGGCGCGGCUCUGGCAGUGACCAAGAGUCCCAGUCGGUGAGCAGGUCGACCACGCCAGGCUCCUCCAAUGUCACUGAGGAGAGCGGGGUCGGAGGUGGCCUCUCCCAGCCCGGGAGUGCUCAGGAGGACAGCCCACAUCCUUCCUCGCCGUCCUCCUCAGACAUCGGUGAGGAGGCUGGGAGAUCUGCCGGUGUCCAGCAGCCGGCGCUGCUCCGAGACAGGAGCCUGGGCUCGGCCAUGAAGGACUGCCCAUACUGCGGGAAAACAUUCCGGACAUCCCAUCACCUCAAGGUCCACCUGAGGAUACACACAGCGUGUGCCUACACCAUAACCAGCAGGAGAGGAGGAAGUGACUUGUCCUCACAAAUUGUGUUGACGCAGCCUCCAGGUGACUUAAAAGGUGAGAAACCCUACAAGUGUCCUCACUGCGACUAUGCCGGCACCCAGUCAGCAUCCUUAAAAUACCACUUGGAACGACACCACCGUGAGCGACAGAAUGGAGCUGGACCACUGUCUGGACAGCCCCCAAGCCAAGACCACAAGGAUGAGAUGUCUGGCAAAGCCUCCUUGUUUAUCAGGCCAGAUAUUCUGAGGGGGGCCUUCAAAGGUCUCCCCGGAAUUGACUUCAGAGGUGGCCCUGCCUCUCAGCAGUGGACAUCGGGAGUGCUGUCCUCUGGAGAUCAUUCUGGGCAGGCCACCGGUAUGUCUUCUGAUGCUCCUCCAGAUGCCCUAAAAGGGGCCGACCUUCCUUCCAAAAGCGCCCACUUCUCUGAGAUUGGAAGAGCUUAUCAAAGCAUCAUGAGCAAUGGUGUGAAUUUCCAAGGGUCCUUGCAAGCGUUCAUGGACAGUUUUGUCCUUAGCUCCUUGAAGAAGAAGGACAUGAAGGACAAAGCCCUGUUGGAUCCCCUCUCCAUGAAAGUCCACGGAGCAGAAGGCAGUGAGGAGAAAUCCAGUGGUAAGUCUUCCCAGAGGAAGUCUGAGAAAUCUCAGUACGAGCCUCUAGACUUGUCUGUGCGGCCAGAUGCUGCCUCCCUCCCAGGCUCCUCGGUGACAGUCCAAGACAGCAUCACGUGGCACGGCUGCUUGUUUUGUGCUUUCACAACAUCCUCCAUGGAGCUCAUGGCCCUUCAUCUCCAGGCCAACCACCUGGGCAAAGCAAAACGCAAAGAUAAUGCCACUGGAGGGACAGUCAACUGCAAAGAGCAGGUGCGGGAGGCCGGUAAGAUGGCCCUGCUGACCUCGGUACAAUCAAACAAAGAGAUGGGCCUUUCCAGUACGAUGGGCUCACUAGACUCUGUGUCAGAGAAGAUGGCCCAAGGACAGGCCAAAGAGACUCUAGGGGACCAGAAGAGUGGCCCAUGGCCCAGCCAUGUGGACCCUUCAUUUUGUAACUUCCCACCUGACUUCUACAAGCAGUUUGGUGUUUACCCGGGCAUGGUUGGCUCAGGGGCCUCCAGUUCCUGCCCCAACAAGGAUCCUGAUGGGAAAGCCCACCUGGAAGAUGAUGCCCCAAUCCUGAUCCCCGAAACCACAAGUAAGAGCACUGCUGAUGACCUCUCAGACAUCGCCUCCUCCGAGGACAUGGAUUCCUCCAAGGGAGAGAACAAUGAUGAAGAAGAUCUGGAGACUGAAGCAGAAAUGAUGAGCAGCAAGCCUCUGCCUGCCCUCAGCAAGGACAGCAGCAGCGAUGGCGGGGACAGCCUGUUGCCCACUGGCACCCCUCAGCCGGUCCAGGGACUCAUCUCACCCUUAGCCCCAGCAUCGGAGAAGCAGUGGCACAGCCCAGGCCUCCUUCCUGCCCAGGACCCCUCCGGGGGCCUGCCCAAGCCAGAGCGGGGGCCCAUGGGCCUAGAGAAACCGCUGAACAUGCUGUCGGUCCUCAGGGCCUAUAGCGCCGAUGGCUUAGCAGCCUUUAACGGACUUGCAAGUAGCACAGCGAAUUCUGGAUGUAUCAAGAGGCCAGACUUGUGUGGUCACAGGCCUUUCCAGUGCCGCUACUGUCCGUACAGUGCCUCUCAGAAGGGGAAUCUGAAGACCCAUGUCCUCUGCGUCCAUCGCAUGCCUUUCGACAACAGCCAGUAUCCUGACCGCAGGUUCAAGCGCUCCAGGGUUGACUCAGAGGCGUCUGGGAAUUUUGAGGAGCCCACACCUGUCAAGGCGGGGAGCUCAGUGGAGCUAACAGAGGAGGGUGCCAGGGUCCAGGAGGAGAGCAACUGAGCAGACCCACUGUACAUUGCAAUAUUAUUUUCCACAGUUCUAAGAUGAUGCAUCUGUUAAGAGUUCACUGCAUUCCAAGGGGAAAAAUCAUGUACAAUCCCUCUCACUAGUGUAUAGAACAUUUAAAGAAAUUUUAAAAGAUAUCUAUAUAUAUAUUAAAAAAAAAAUCCCCCAGCCCUUGAACAUGGCUGCUAAACUGUUACCCGGCAACAAGUACUUCCAAACAAUGCAGGUGGGAGAAAAAGUGAUUUCAAAAAUGCUUGGUGUCUUUAGAGCUCGGUAAAGCUGGGGGCCCUUCCAACUCGAAAAAUAAUGCUCUUAACCGAAAAGCGAUAUCAUCUAAAUCAUUUAGCAUUGCCUUGAAGACGGAGGGGCUGUGUUUUCGCUGUUGAAAACACCUCUAUAAUCUGACACCAGCUGCUGUCAUUUGCCUAGCACCCUAAUGAGAUGUGUGGGGAGGCAGCUGCGGUGCCAGUCAGACUGGAGAGGUCACUGCAGAGAAAAUCAAUUCGAGUGGUGUCCUUCUACACUCCCGGAGAAACCUUAGAAGGGCCGCAGCCAGCGCCAGGGCUGACCGACACUGCAGAGCAUUGCGAUCUUAAAUGUGCAUUUAAAAAAAAAUACACAGCCAAAUGAAUCAAUGGUCAGGAAGUGUCUGCAGACAAAUGUCCAUUGCAGGUUUGAUGAGUAAUUCCUUUUUUUUUUUUAGCUCAAAUUGCAGUAUUGAGAGAUAUGGGUUUUUUUCCCCCUCCUUGCUUGUCUUUUUAAUUUUUAAAAAAAUUUUUGGAUGAAGAAGAUGGAUAUUAAAAAUAAAUUGUAGGGUACGUUGCAUAAAAUGUUAGGAAAACUGGCCAUCCCUAUCCAUAGACAGUACUGGUGAGAAAUUGCAAUUUAUGUGAAAAUAGAAAGAUUUUAUUAUGAUUUUAAAAAUUUUACUUGAAUGAAGGCUGCUCCGGUCUCUGUUAUCAGAUGUUUUUUUCAUGUGUUAGUUUUUGUAAGUGUCGCAGACACGAAGCACUAUUUUCUUCUCCAGCACGCUCUUAUGAAAUAGCUGGUAUUAAAGUAUGAAUCUAAACAUCCUGCUCUCUAUCUUUAAUGAAGAAAACUGUUUGAGUUGAAAUGUCUGUUUUUGUAAAACAAAUGUGUUCUAUAUUUUUGUAGAUUUUAGAUUUUCUACUGAUUGGAUACUCCAAAUUUAUCAAGUUCUGCACCACACAAAGGGAGAUUUUGAGGGACCAUAAUGAAACACUUAACUGAUUUUUUAAAAAAGACUGAUUUAAGAAAACUAGCUAAAGGUUUAUUCUUGAAUCUGCUCCAAUGAUGUAAAAGUUCCGCCUUUUCACAUGCUUCCUUUGAGUGACACAAAAUUGGUGCUGCUGCUUGUGAUGGUAGAGAAGUAUUGAAGUAUUAACUUCUAAAACAAAAUCAUUCAGACUUAAAAAAAAAAAAGUCAAUCUUUCCUUUCAGGCUGGGAGCACACAAUAAAACCCCAGGGCCUUAAAAACUUCAGCUCUGCCUACAGCAGUUUACAAAAAUACUAAACUGCAAUCAAUGUAAAUAAAAUUCUUAGCGCUAUCCUGAGACCAGAAAGAAUCUCAGGCUAAUAAGGAAUCCGGUUUGCAUAUGCUGUCAAAGAGUGUCAUCUAACCGAGGUUUCAGUGCAAAUGAGGUCUCUACUCAGCUCAGACCCAUCUGGCAUAGAGCAAGCUGCUUUCUUGUUUUCCUAGUCUAGUUCUCACUGCCUUACUUAAAUCGAGUUGAUAAACUUAAUGCAACUGUUUCUACGAUCCUAGAGAAAGGACUGAAAAUGUUAUUGGAAACUUUCUGACUGUAGUAAGCUUUAGGAUUUUAACUGCACUACUGUGUUUGGUGACUCUGCCAGUCGCUUGCUUUCUGUGUGUUUGCCCUGCCUUUGGUAUCUUAGCAAAGAAAAAGAAAAAAAAAAGAAAAAAGAAGAAAAAAAACAAGAAAAAAGAAAAAAAAAGUGGAAAAAAAUGAGAGCCACAUUCCAUUUCUAGCACUUUGGGAGCUCUUUCAGUAUUCUUGUGUCUUCUGGGCAUCGUCAGAUGCGACAGGCAAUAAUUCUGUUUGUGACAUGGGGAACUUCCCCUCUUCUUUGUGGCGUGUGUGUUGAUUCCAUUUUGUCCAGUGCUACCAUCCUUACCCCCGCUCUGACACAGGCCUUCUUUCCAGAACAUUUGUAACUUGUAAUACAAACAAGUGACAGCCGCAGUGAUGCCAUGUCAGGUUCUGAAUGUCAUCAGGUUCUCAUAUCUAAACAUGUCAAGUUUUUUCCCUGUAACUUCUGUAGUCUGUGAUGCUGGUCAUAAUACUGUCUACAUUCCUACGCAAAGAAAAAAAAAAUCUAUCUUGGAGGAAAUCUGAGAUCAAUAGAGUAGAGGAUUUUGUUGCUAUGCUUGUAACAAGUAGAAAACUUUGUAUUUAAAGUUUAUUCUUGGUCAUUAUUUAUUAUUAUAAUACAUCAGUUGACAGAACUUUAUUCUGGUAUAGAAAGUAUUAAAAGUUGUUUUUUCAGCAAUGACUGUUUUCUUUCUGCUGUUAGAAUAAAAUGUCUUUGAAGCAGUCCAGUUUUAUCCAGUGUUUUACGCAAUGAAACCUCUACCUCCAGGGAAACAACAAU